Schizosaccharomyces cryophilus OY26 is the source of this 1794-nucleotide messenger RNA. RefSeq names its product spindle pole body docking protein Cut11. Gene Ontology annotation, biological process: nuclear pore organization; spindle pole body localization. The transcript has 2 exons. Gene Ontology annotation, molecular function: spindle pole body-nuclear membrane anchor activity. Lineage: Eukaryota; Fungi; Ascomycota; Schizosaccharomycetes; Schizosaccharomycetales; Schizosaccharomycetaceae. The record is from RefSeq and is a predicted model, not a curated record. Gene Ontology annotation, cellular component: spindle pole body; nuclear pore transmembrane ring. Bases 1 to 1794 code for a protein of 597 amino acids.
AUGGUCGCUUUAAGGACCAGUUUUCUAAAUGGAUCGAAAACCAAAGCGGUGCGGUAUCACACAAUUUUACGGCCGAUACUUCAGCAGCGAUUCUUACGCGCUUCUUUGGCGUUGUAUUGUUUGUGUUGUGUAACAUCAUAUUGGCUCGCGUCUGGAUCCAUUUUCUCCCUGAAAUUGAUUUUUGGAAGUUUUUUCAAAGGCAUACUAUGCUUUUUAUUUGUAUUCCCAUAUUUUGUAAUGCUGAAAAGCAGAAUGACCACCACCAAGAAUGUUCAUAGCUCAUUAGCAAAAGAUCUUAUGACAAGCUUUUCUCCUCGAUCAUUCUUUCCUGUGUAUAUCUCUUUUGUUGUUUCCGUUGGGAUACUCACGAUUGCAUAUGUCCAGGGCCACGCUUCUUCCGCUCGUUUACAAUGGGUAACAAGCGCGCGAAUGUAUGAAUUACCAAGACUUAACGAACGGUUUGUUUAUAUGAUGUUUAUAGCUGCAAUGAUGGCUUUCGCUUCUGCAUGUGAGCAUCUCUAUUUUGGGCGGGAUACACCUGAACAACCUGUCCUACAAAUACCCUUUUUUGUUUAUGUGAAACAAAACAUUCCUUCUAUGUUUAAGUUUUCGGUUAUUAAAUCUUUAGCAUGUGGAUUUGCUUCCCCUAUUAUUUAUGCGAUUUUCCGAUCUUCUAUUUGGAAAACUUUUUUGAUUUUUACCAAAUGCUUUCACAGACUUGCUGCUUCCAAAGCACUUCCUCGUUGGCCAGUAAACCUUGGUCUGUUGUUUCAUAGCUUGUGGAUGACUUUUCUUAUAAACAUUUCAUUGAAUAUGGCUCUUUUAAUUUUCCGUAUCUUUUUAUAUGCCGGACCCGUUGUUCGUUCUCGCUUUAUCAGUAUGCGCUCUAAUGACCCUAACGGUACCUUAUUAGAUGGGAUUAAGACGAGAAACAAGCCGCUAACUCAAUGUAUCGCUUCACAAGAGUUGUACUUAAUUUGCUCCAAGGAUCCAAAGCGAAUUCAAAGCAUUCUUCAAGAUAUUGAUAGGAAGACUAGUGUUUGGCAAGAGAUUCUAAAUUAUACCUUAAUGCUGUGUGAAAGUCUCUCUACUUCCUUGCAGCAAUCUUCUGUUACUAAAAAAUCCAGUGCUACUGAGACUGCUCAAUCAAGCUCAAGACUCAAAAAUGGUUCCGCAACAGAAGCCUUCAAUACAAUUCCUCUUAAAGAGGAAAAUGUUUUUGCCUCUAGCUCUUCUCAACGUUCUCGGCUUUUGGAGAAGGUAAAAAAGCAUGGUAACUUCAGCUCACCCGAUGUCUCUCAGAAUUCCUUCCUUGAGUCAUUGGUACCCGCGUCUAUUCGUAAGCAGUUCUCGAAGUAUCCUUCAGUUAUUUACAGAACUUCCUUGUUCAAUAUAUUCCGCAAAACCUUGGAUCGAAAAAAUGCAGCUGUUUUAAGUAACCCAUGGUUACUUGAAAUACAUAUUACCAGUUUGUCACUACUUGUUUUAAAAUCGUUACAGUAUGACACGUAUGGUGUGGUUGCUCGUGAUAUUUCAGAUAUCUUAACUGUCUAUUGUGAUACCUACGAUAAAUUAAUUGCUUAUAAGCGCAACCCUCCUAUUCACGCCUCUGAUGUCUUUGCAUCGGAACGAACUCAUGAUUUUGAUGAUAUGGACCGAAUUAUUGCUUGUUUGAGAGACGGUAUUGUUGAAAUUACCGAAAAAUUCCAAGAUUUUUUCUUACAAUUGAACAUUCCAACUAAGGUAGAACGCCGUUGCUGGGUGUUGUACCGAGGACGAAACUCAACUACUUGA